Fundulus heteroclitus (mummichog) is the source of this 2117-nucleotide messenger RNA. RefSeq lists its product as uncharacterized. Lineage: Eukaryota; Metazoa; Chordata; Actinopteri; Cyprinodontiformes; Fundulidae. The coding region runs from base 322 to 1086 and encodes 254 amino acids. Gene Ontology annotation, cellular component: nucleus. The transcript is spliced from 7 exons. The record is from RefSeq and is a predicted model, not a curated record.
CUCUUUGUUACAGACUCCGCCUCCCUCACGCGAACGCGCCUUAAGCCGAAUUAGAAAAUCCUGGGUUAACAAAGCUUGUCCAUGUACCGCCCGGUGACAACGGACGUUCCUUCUCGGUUCUGUUUCCAGGGCAGCUGUUGCCAUCGUGACUGGUCUCGGAGCUGACGUUCGCGCCGACCCGGCUCGGUUUCGCCCCGAUUCUCUCUCCUGCCGCGGGUUACGUUUCGAUUACUAAAUCUAGCAUUGAAACAUCUCGGAUAAGUGCGCGCGCUCGCUCCGCCGCGCAGGGGAGAGCAGUCGCGCAUCGAGAGCCAGAACACAAUGAUGAUGAUGAUGAUGAACGCGGACAGAGAUUUCCAGAUGAUUAAAAAACAGGAGCGGGCCCAUUUCUUCAGCUCCAAGGAGCAAGAACUUAUAUUGAAGUUGUAUGAAGAAGAGCGAGAGAUCCUAACAGCCAAAUCCAACACAACCAGCGCCUCUAAACAGAGAGAGGAGGCCUGGCAGAGGAUUGCUGAUAAGAUAAAUGUGGUUUCGGACAGCGGCUACAAAAGGACGUGGCAGCAAGUCAAAGUCAAACACAAAAACAUCAUCCAAACAGCAAAAAGGAAAAGGACUGAGGUGCUGAGGCCCGAGGGAGGCUCGGACACCCGCUCCAUGACCUCAGCAGACGAGGAUGCGGCGCAGAGCAGAGAAAACACGCUGAGGGUGGAGGUCCUACCCGGAGCCACCUGCCUCGGCCCGAUCAGUGGAUCCGACAGCUCUUUUAUGAGCGUGUCAGGCCAUCCGGUCCUCCUCCUGCCGGUUACGAAGACGGAACCAGAGAGCCUGAGCGGCGACGAGACGGACAUCAGCGAGGCCCGCUUUGACGGGGAUGCGCAGAACAGCAGUUUUCAGGAGGUCGGCGGCUCGGCAGGGGCCACGGGCGGGACUAGAUGUGCUAAGAAGCAGACAGAUGAACUGAGAACCCUUUACUGCUGUUACCUCAAAAAGGAGAUAGAGAAUCGGGACCAAGAGAUGGCCUACAGAGCACUUAAAAUGAAGAAGCUGGAAAAGGAAAUCCUGUUACUUGAUAAGCAGCUGAUGUGAUUGUAAAAAAUAUUGCAUUAUUACUGUAAUAAGUUAAUUAUAUGCCGGUAACUUGACAGAGCACAGGUCAGUCAGCAGGUUUGAACUGCUCUCAUCAGUUGUCGCAACGCUUGUAUCAGAACAAUCCCAAAACAUGAGCAAUCUCUGCUGCUGCUUUGGGCCCCUAGGCCAGCAGGGGGCCUCCAAGGUCUCCUGGGAUCACAUACAAGCUGUAGAUCUCAAAACCCUCACAUUUGUAGUGAAGUUUCAAUACAAAAGCUUUUCCUAUAGCGUGAAAAUGGUGAAUUUAACAAGGUUAAUAAAAUAGCUUAGUGGUAAGUUAGGGACCGUAUCCAUUUCUGAGAGUGAUUUUUCACAUUUGAGAAGAAUAAGCGUAGUCUGCAACAAAAACUAGAGCCUCCCUUUCCCACUGCUGCACCGAGUUUACCAGCUUUCAUGGCGUUCGCCGGCCCAGUUGUUCCAGCAACAGCAGUGGUGAAACAGAUGUAGUUUGACCAAAAUAUGUGGCAAACAUAGGGACUUUUUUGCUGAUUAGAAAUUUUAGGGGGCAAUCUUAUGACAUAAAAUAAUAUAACAGCAAAGGCAUUUAAUAUCGGGUUGCAGCUCACAAGACAGUUGUCAUUUCUCUUUCCUUUUUUUACAUUAUUUUUAAUACAUUCGGACCACGUGGAUUGAGGUCAGAUACUGUUGUUGGUUUUGUUUCAUUUUCAUCUGUUGUAUAGUGUGGACCUCGCUUUACUGUACAAAAACAUCUCUAAUUGGGUAUAAAGUGAUAUGUUGAGACAUUCAGAUUUGUUUUUACCUUUUAAAAAACAUUGUUAUUACGCUGUAUGUUGAUCAUUUUUCUUCUUUCAAAUCAUAAUUUUGAAUCACUUAAAUCCUUCAAACAUGCAUUCAUUCAUAUUUAAUUUACAUGUAAUAUAUUGUAUAAGUACAAUUGUAUUUAUUUCUUUUUUAAUGUCAUCAUUUUUGUAUGCACUUACUAAAACUCUAAUUUGUUGUAAAAAAAUAAAUAAAAAAUGUUUGUUAAA